CCACGAUUCACGAAGUUCAAGUCGAAAGAUCGUGACUUUCAAUUCUGUAAUAUCGUAAACCAAUAUUAUUGUGAACUUUAACAGUGACUUUGGAAUAACACAAACAUGCCGAAGGUUUCAGUUAAGGUAAAAUGGGGGAAGGAGAUGUACCCGGAUGUGGAGGUGAACACAGAUGAUGAUCCAGUGGUGUUCAAGGCCCAGAUAUUUGCUUUAACUGGUGUUCAGCCAGAGAGGCAGAAGGUGGUCUGCAAAGGGGUUACACUUCGAGACGAUAGCUGGGCCAAUUUCAAAUUAUCAAAUAAAGCACUGGUACUAGUGAUGGGCAGCAAAGAGGAGGAUGUGCCAGCAGCCCCUGUUGAACAGACUCGCUUUGUUGAGGAUAUGAAUGAGUCUGAGUUGGCAUCUGCUCUCGACCUCCCAGAUGGUCUUAUAAAUUUGGGGAACACUUGCUACAUGAAUGCAACAGUACAGUGCCUGAAGACUGUCCCUGAGUUAAGGACUGCUCUCCUCAAGUAUGAUCAGUCGUCUGGCGGUGGUACUGCGGGCGCGCUCACGUCGGCGCUGAGUGAGACGAUGCGGGCGUUGGAAGGUGGGGGGGCGGGGGCGUGUGCCGCGGCUGUCGCGCGUUUGUUGCACGCUCUACACGCGGCGGCCCCUAGACUAGCGGAGAGGGGUGCGGGGGGACAGCUAGCACAACAGGACGCCUCAGAGUGCUGGUCGGAAAUAGUUCGCGCACUUAGAAGUAGGCUGCCCAUAACGCCUGAACCGGAUAGCAAAUCCUUGGUCGAGAAGUACUUCGGCGGGACGUUAGACGUUGAGCUGGUGUGCAGCGAGGCGGAUGAGCCACCCACCAAGUCCUCGGAGACAUUCUUGCAGCUGUCUUGCUUCAUCUCGCAAGACGUGAAAUAUUUGCAAUCUGGACUGAGAUCUAAAAUGUCAGAACAAAUCACUAAAAUGUCAGACACUUUAGGAAGGGACGCUGUUUACACAAAAACCAGUAAAAUCAGUCGCUUGCCAGCGUAUCUAACGGUGCAAUUCGUGCGGUUCUUCUUCAAGGAGAAGGAAUCAAUUAAUGCGAAGAUUCUGAAGGAUGUCAAGUUUCCAUUGGAGUUAGAUGUUUACGAGCUAUGCACGCCCGAACUCCAGGAGCGAUUGGCACCCAUGAGAAAUAGAUUUAAGGAGUUGGAAGAUGCAUCCGUCGAAUCUGCUUUAGGCACGAAGAACAAGAGUCACGGCGACAGCAAAAAAGAGGCUAAAAGAAAGACUAUACUGCCAUAUUGGUUUCACAAUGAUGUUGGCAGCAACAACAGUGGGUACUACCGUCUCCAGGCAGUGCUGACGCACAGAGGACGCUCGUCGUCCUCCGGGCACUACGUGGCGUGGGUGGCACGCGGCGACAACUGGCUGCGCUGUGACGACGACACCGUCACGCCCGUUACCGAGGACGAGGUGCUCAAACUCAGUGGUGGAGGCGACUGGCAUUGCGCAUACCUGCUGCUUUAUGGACCCAAGAUCCUCGAGAUCCCUCACGAGGAAGAAGAGCCCAUGGUGACUGACAUAACUGGCGAGCCGGCAGGCGACCCACCCACGGCACUGGCGUAAUUACCCUGCCCUGACCCGCAACUCGGUAAUAAGCUCUGGGAAUGAGGGAUCAAGUCUGCCUAGUUGAGGAUGUUUUAAGCAUGGAGCUAUACCAUAUGUGUAAUGAGUAUGUAGGGAUUCAACUUUGUAUGUAUACUCAUUGGAAGUAUCGGUGCGCAAGCAAAGUCGGCCUGCAAAAAGCCUCGCGGGUACUCAACACUCCUUCGCACUGGACCCAUUCGUUCCUGGGUCGGGCGGCCGAAUCGACUUAUCACCAGCAACCAGAAUAGGUAGUGAAAUUUUGUGGAGUAUAUGCUAUUACAUCUAACUAGGUUGCAAUUUAUAUAUUUGAAGCUUAAUAAUAAAUCGAAUAUAAUGA
Messenger RNA from Pararge aegeria (speckled wood butterfly), 1960 nucleotides. It is a transcript of the gene Usp14, whose product is annotated as ubiquitin carboxyl-terminal hydrolase 14. Gene Ontology annotation, biological process: regulation of proteasomal protein catabolic process; proteasome-mediated ubiquitin-dependent protein catabolic process; protein deubiquitination. Gene Ontology annotation, molecular function: proteasome binding; protein binding; cysteine-type deubiquitinase activity. Lineage: Eukaryota; Metazoa; Arthropoda; Insecta; Lepidoptera; Nymphalidae. The record is from RefSeq and is a predicted model, not a curated record. The transcript has 12 exons. The coding region runs from base 106 to 1602 and encodes 498 amino acids.